Entamoeba dispar SAW760 is the source of this 513-nucleotide messenger RNA. RefSeq lists its product as uncharacterized. The record is from RefSeq and is a predicted model, not a curated record. The transcript has a single exon. Lineage: Eukaryota; Evosea; Mastigamoebida; Endamoebidae. The coding region runs from base 1 to 513 and encodes 170 amino acids.
AUGUUACAAAAAGGGAUCGAUGGAGAUUUAUUAAAUGACCCUAAAACAUGCAAUAAAAGGGGAAAAUUGUAUGAUCAAAAAGAACUUCAAAAAUGUGCAGGAGUGAAUCCAGAAGGCUUUUUCAAUAAAAUUGUGUGGGUUGGUAAAAAGAUAUAUUGCAUGAUCAAAUUAAACAGAUGGUAUAUAAAACCAAAAACAAUAAAAUAUGGAAAUGUUGAACAUAAAAUUACACAACCAUCAAUUAUGAAAUGGGAAACAAAGAAAUUAAUGAGUAAACCAAGAAAACCAACAGAAAUAGUAGUUUAUACUGAUUCAUUUUGUUAUUCUGCUUGUUCAGUAUUUACAAAAGGAUUAAAAGAAUGUGGAAGUGCUAUUCUUGUUGGAUUCAAUGGUGAUCCUAAUGGUAAAGAUGAAGAAUUUGAAGUGGGAUUAUCACCAUCGGCAGUGAAAGAUGGUUAUGAUUUAUGUAGUUCUAAAUAUAAAAUCUCUGAAUAUGAUACUCACUUCUUUUAA